Molecule: messenger RNA, 1746 nt
Organism: Endocarpon pusillum Z07020
Lineage: Eukaryota; Fungi; Ascomycota; Eurotiomycetes; Verrucariales; Verrucariaceae
Exons: 3
Coding region: 1-1746 (581 amino acids)
Source: RefSeq, a predicted model, not a curated record
AUGAUGCUGGAGCCAAAAUACACGGGUUCUCCUGCAAUACUGGCACAGCGCCGAUCGACUUCUUCGUCAAAGUCUUCGAAUAUACUGCGUGUCAUAGACACUAAGAGGGAACUCCUUCGCCUCUACUCUUCCUCGGACGAUGAGGACAGCAAAAUCUCUAUAAAACCUGCAUCGCACCCUCUUAAGGAUCUUAUGCACGUCGAUGCCCAUCCAGAAUCAAUCAAAAAUGGCUCUGUGCGGGAAGACAUCGGUGAGGGCCGUGGUUUUAGCGAGGAAUUCGCUCACGACAAGGAGGACAGUAACACAAUUAUCAACGCUGAACCUGGGAGGCAAGAAAGGCCCCCAGAGGAUUCACCUCGUAUUCUCACGGCUCACGAGCAGCAAGCUAGAUCGACAAAGUCACUUCUUGCGUACAACCGAGAUCAUGGAAAUCCUGAAUACAUCGACCUUGCAGAGCCUAAAGUGCUGAAUGCCUACGGGGAACGUCUUGAAGCUAUGCGAGCUAGGAACGCCGAAGAGAACUAUCAUGAUCGGAUCCCUCCUGAGCAUGCGCCGCCUCAUAUGCAGAUGAUGGUAUUGCUCUACCAAUGGGCUGCUUGGGCUGUUGAGAUCUCUGACCAGAAGCGGCGUGCAGACAUGAUCAACUGGGUCAAUGGGAGAUUUCUGGCCUUCAUGAUGUCUGGUGGGCGCGUUCCAGGAUAUAAUCUUAAGGAGCUUUUGGAGCUUGCGGGUGUCGACCCAAAAGAGCUGUACAGCUACAAUGGUGAGUCGUCUCAGCAAGACUCCAUCGCAAAUAUGAGCAGUAGCCAGCUCGCAGCAACGAUCAGCAAGCAUCAGUUAGUUGAGGAGACCAUGGACGAAAGUGAGAAGGAGACGAGCUCAGCAGGUCUUGACCAGAACAACGUCGUUUCGCACCCUUCUCUCGUGCGGCAGCUUCUCGGAACAGAGAGUGAACCUAGCAUUGAAGGUGGAAGCAAUAAUGAUGCUGAGAAGCACGGUGAAUCCAAUGAAAUCAUGGACGAAACAGUCCACAGCGAUAAAUCGGUUCCUUUCGAGCAUCUUCAUGGACCAUGGCCCGCAGAAGCGCCAGAUAUGGUGUCUGAACCACCUUCAGGAAACACCACUCUUGGCAAGAGAGACGCCAUAUCUGAUAUUUCUGACGACGAUCAGGGUGUGAAAAGACAGAAACAUGAAAUUGCCAACGCCAGUCCGUUGGCGAAUACGGCUUCACCAUCCUCUUCUGAUGAUAACCUCCGUGAAAGAUACCUACAAACCUACUUCAAACCCAAAAUCAACGUGGUGUUACAAAAUCACCGGAAAUCCCGAUAUGUAAAGGGGAUGCCGGACUGGUCCACGAUUGCCAAGCGCCUGAAAGGGGUCAGUGUCAACACCAUCAGCGCUUUGCGGCACGAUUACCACGAAGGAUGGAAAACAUGGGAUGGCAGCUCCUUCACCGAGCUCGCGAAUACCUUUCAAAACAGCGCCGUGUCAGCCAAUAUCAAAGCAGAACCUUUAGCAACUGCCGCUGUGACCCCCAAUGCGCCAGUAGCCUCCGAACCACCGGUAAAGCCGAGCUUCAGUCCCAAAGCCAAGGCGAAGGCCAGACCUAAAGCAAGGAAAACAGAAGACUAUGACCCUGAAGAUGGCGAAUACACCGCCGCGAAGACAUCAGUCAAAACCCGCAACCAAUACGCCAAGUCCCUCAAUCUCCCGAAGAGCAGACGAGGCCGGCCACCCAAAUCUUGA